Emys orbicularis (European pond turtle) is the source of this 1584-nucleotide messenger RNA. Its product is annotated as butyrophilin subfamily 3 member A2-like. Gene Ontology annotation, molecular function: signaling receptor binding. The transcript has 10 exons. Gene Ontology annotation, biological process: regulation of cytokine production; T cell receptor signaling pathway. Gene Ontology annotation, cellular component: external side of plasma membrane. The coding region runs from base 1 to 1584 and encodes 527 amino acids. The record is from RefSeq and is a predicted model, not a curated record. NCBI's taxonomy places the organism in Eukaryota, Metazoa, Chordata, Testudines, Emydidae.
AUGGCUCCACAACAGCUCUGUGCAGACUUCCUGGGAAUUCUCCUCCUGCUGACCCAUUCUCUUUCUGAGAAAUUCUCCCUGUCUGGAUCACCCUACCCUGUUGUAGGGAUUGUUGGCCAGGAUGUGGUGUUACCCUGCCAGCUGUCGCCCAGGACUUGGCCUGUAGACACGGAAGUGCUGUGGUCAAAAAUUGAAGGGAUACACAGUGAAGCUGGAUAUGUAAACGUACAUCAGUACAAAAAUCAACCUAACCUGGACAUCUCAGGAGACAACUACCAGAGAAGGACAGAGAUGUUCCAGCAGGAAUUUAGGAAUGGGAAUGUAUCAUUGAAGCUCAAGAGGCUCCAUGUUACAGAUGCCGGGACAUAUAUCUGUUUUGUGAAGUCUCCUACAUGGAGUCACGAAGCCAACACUGAGCUACAGAUUGCAGCAGUAGCCCCAGUGUUCAUUGAUGUGCUGGGUCCCCAAGGUCAGGGGAUCGGGCUGGCCUGCAGAUCCACAGGGUGGUUCCCCAAACCUGAACUCCAGUGGGUUGGAAACAAAGGGAAGAAUCUGGCACUGGAGUCCAAGAUUGGAAUGACUCAGGACAAUGAAAGUCUAUAUAAUGUUCUGGGUCAUGUCACUGUCCCAGGAGGAGAGGCUCCAGCAGAGAUUAGCUGCGUAGUGCGGAAUGCCCUACUGAAGACAGAGCGAGAAUCUGCCAUUCAUCUCUCAGAUGACAUUUUCCCACGUACUUCUCCCUGGCUGGCUGCAUUCUGGAUAUCAUUUAUGCUACUUCUUCUUACUAAUGGAGCCUGGGCAUUUCGUGGAUAUAAAGAGAAGCAAAAGGUUUCUCAGAAGAAAAGGUGUGAAGAGGAUGCUCUAUUAUCUCUAGAAGCUCAGAAGAAGGAGUUGGAAUCAGAACAGCAUGAUCGAAGCAAGAGGAUUGAGAGACUGACAGUGGAAUUAGAUUUCAGGAAGGCUCGAAGCUACAUGGUUCCCAUCACUCUGGAUCCAGAUUGUAAACACCCUGCACUGAAAGUGUCUGUGGAUGGGAGAAGAGUCUGGCAUGAACCUGAAUCUCCAGAGCAGACCACCCUCUCUGGACCUCUCAUCGCAGUGGGGACGGAAGGAUUUGUGGGUGGGAGGCAGUACUGGGAGGUGGAGGUGGGGGAUGAACCAGACUGGGAGCUGGGGGUGCUGAGCAAGACUGUGAGGGACAGAGUGAUAGCAGCACAAUUAGAGAACCCCCCUGUGGAGGGGUGCUGGUCCCUGCGGAGAUCUGAGGGGCAAUAUCACCCCAGUGAGGCAAACACUAAAAUCCGGGAAUGGGAUUUAUGGCCGACAGUGAUUGGGGUUUAUCUGGAUAGAGAAGCAGGGACAGUUUCAUUUUAUAAUGUUAACGUCUUGGCUGAUAUUUUUGUGAUGCCUCUUGACAAUUCAGAGAAAGUGUAUCCAUUCCUCAGCCCUGGUCAUGAUAUGGGGAGAGACAAUGGGAAACCCCUCAGCAUAUGCUCCCUCAGAGACUGGGAUUUCCCUACAAAAUUAUCAAUGCAGACUGUUUGUCAGGAUAGAGACAACGACCCAUUUUCCCUGUCAUCCUGA